CCUCGUUUUUAUUUACUUUUUGCAGAUGCACUGGCCCUUGAAAGUCUUUUGCAAAACGAUCACUGUUUUGGUUUUAAGUGAUUAGAUUGUAAACAUGGCUCUAGCGUAUUCAAAUAUCGAGCUUUCAAUUAGAAGAGUUAUAGUUAAGGAAAUCGAAAAAAGAAAUUAUCGAGAAAAAGAGCCAUUUGAAGUUCUCAUAGCUACAUAUAACAAGUUAUUUGAUGCCGUGUCAGAACUAAGGCAUGAGAUUCUCUUACUUACUAUCCAAAAUGAGAAACUUAGGCAAGAGAGUCUACAAAAUGGCCAAGGUUUAUGUGAAGGAAAUAAGGCACCUGAAAAAUCUUCAAUUUUGGAACAGAAGAUCUAUUCACUGCAAGAAGAAUUGACAAAUCUUCAUCGUCGUAAAGGAGAACAUGCUCAACAAAUAGUUGACUUAACCAGCAAAUUGCAAGAAACUGAAAAGAAUCUUAGCUUAAAAGAAUCCUUGCUAAACGAAGCAGAAACAACUAUUAUUGUGUUGAAGGAUGAAAAAAAGCAAUUGGAGAUAAGUCUUUCAGAGAUUGAGGGAGGUAAUCAGGUGCUAAGAGAUGAACAUCAAGCUUUGCAGAUUGCAUAUGCCUCCAUUGAAGAAAAAUUAAAAAUUCUUCAUUUUGAAAACAUUGCCCUGGUUGAGAGGUUGAUGGCCUAUAAAGCCCAUGAUGCUGAAAUAUUAAAUAAAGAAAAUGAGCAUUUUGUAAAGAUUAAACAAGCUCAAAUGCAAAAGGAGCUUGAGGAAGCAGCAAGUGAAGUCAAAGUAGUUAGUACAGACAGAAUCCUAUUCGAAACGCCUCUACUCUCAUCGUCGAUUCCGACAAAAGUCCAUUCCAAAUUUGAAGCUCAUGAAGGAGAAGUCAAUGCGCUACAGUUCAAUGCUGCUGGUCGAAUGUUGGCUUCUGGUGGAGGCGAUAGAAAAAUCAAGUUAUGGGAUGUUGGUCAAAAUAGUUGUUCACUUCGAGGAUCUCUUACAGGUAGUAACGCCGGCAUCACCUCAGUAGAAUUCGAUCCCAACGGAGCGAUGAUUCUUGCUGCUUCCAACGAUUUUGCCACACGUGUAUGGACGGUAGAGGACCAAAGGCUGAGGCACACGUUGACCGGGCACAGCGGCAAGGUCCUAGCGGCACGAUUCAUGGGUGACACGUCGAUGGUCGUCACGGGGAGUCAUGAUCGCACGUUGAAGAUUUGGGACCUGCGGUCUAGAGCCUGUAUUUCGACUAAAUUUGCUGGUUCAAGCUGCAAUGACCUGGUGACGAUUGACGGCGUGCAAAUUCUAUCGGGCCAUUUUGACAAGAAAAUUCGCUUCUGGGAUCAGCGUUCCGAGUCCAGCCACAAUGAGAUCCUUCUGCAGGGUAAAGUGACCUCGCUGGACCUUUCCCGCGAUCGCAACUUCUUGCUGGCCUGCGUUCGCGACGACAGUCUCGUCACCAUUGACCUGCGAAUGAACCAGAAGAUUUGCAACACUUUCACUGAUGACGAGUUCCACGUUGGGUGCGACUGGAACCGAGCGGCGUUCAGCAGUAGUGGCGAAUACGUUUCGGUUGGCUCGUCGGAUGGCACAGUGUUCAUUUUCAACACCGCAACCAGCGUAGUUGAACAGAGACUCAAAGAGCACAGCUCCGCUGUGAUAGCUGUAGCUUGGCACCCCAGCGAUUAUGCAUUAGCCAGCUGUGAUAAAACCAAACGCGUGGUGAUUUGGACAGACGGAGGUUACAAUUGAAAAACGAAACUACUCCGCUUGAUCCAGCGUCAAUCACAUCUAGCUCCCUAGAAUGUCGGCCUAGAUUCCGUCGUUGCUCGAAUCGAUAUUAUCGACUAUGAAAGCUUCCUUAUUGUUAACCAAAAGUCAAGAAUCCUUACUCUCAAAACUCUCAUGUUAUAGUUGUGCUACACACACACACAUGUCAUUUUCUCGCACUCUAUUAUUUCUAGUAUAAACACUGGUAAUUUUUUCAGACUAUGGUGUGUAUCUCCACUCCUGCUACCGUGUAAAUGUUUACUUUAGGUGAUGUUGUUGAUUAAGGGGAAACAAAUUGUUUUUCUUACCAAA
Messenger RNA from Daphnia pulicaria, 2083 nucleotides. It is a transcript of the gene Atg16, whose product is annotated as autophagy-related protein 16-1-like. NCBI's taxonomy places the organism in Eukaryota, Metazoa, Arthropoda, Branchiopoda, Diplostraca, Daphniidae. Gene Ontology annotation, molecular function: protein binding. Gene Ontology annotation, biological process: autophagosome assembly. The transcript is spliced from 13 exons. The coding region runs from base 95 to 1753 and encodes 552 amino acids. Gene Ontology annotation, cellular component: autophagosome membrane. The record is from RefSeq and is a predicted model, not a curated record.